Molecule: messenger RNA, 557 nt
Organism: Copidosoma floridanum
Lineage: Eukaryota; Metazoa; Arthropoda; Insecta; Hymenoptera; Encyrtidae
Product: general odorant-binding protein 69a
Molecular function (GO): odorant binding
Source: RefSeq, a predicted model, not a curated record
AGAGGAAAAGUGUUACUGUCUUCUGUAAACUUCUGACUAUCAGAUUUUUAAUUCUUUACGAUGUAUAUGUGGAUCCUAAUGGUACUUACUAUUGGCAUCAGUUCUAUUUCUGCAGAACCAAUAGUACUAGUAAGGAGUAUAUCUGAUACACAAAAAUUCUGUUAUAUAGAAUCUGGAUUUAAUUACGGCAAAUUAGAAAAAAUCAAGUUGCGGCGUCUCUUUCCAUCCGAUAUGAGUUACAAGUGUUACAUAGGCUGUUUUUGUACUAAAAAGAAAUAUCCGAUGCCAGAUACGAGAGUCAUGAAUGAAAAAAUCAUGCGGGAUGCUCUAAAUCGAUCACUCCCUCAAAAAACAGUUAAUAAUGCCAUGGCCAGCUGUAAAAAUGUGACAGUGACUGAAGAUAUAUGCGAAACAGGAGAGAAAUUGGUUGGUUGCUUCAUAAAACAAGGAAUUAUUCUCGCAGAUUUUAUGGGGUACAUUGAAGAGGAUAAAUUGUAGUUAUGUAUUUUAAUAAAUUCAUCACAUUAUUUCAAGAAAAAGUAAUUGUCUAUUCGACU